AUGGAGCAGCAGAAACAUGACCAGCAUAACACAGCCCCCUUGCCGUCUCCCGGCACCGAUCCCCAAGGAGGCGCCAUCCCGCCAUUCAACCCGCAUCUCCAGAACCAGGCAGACGCCGAGGCUAUAGCCGCUGCCAUGAUGGUCGGCCAGCCCUUCCUGAAGGAUCAGAACCUGGCCUCGAUUCCCGUCGGGGACCCCAGCAGCGCACCCAUACAGCUCCAGCCCGACAACAAGACUGUCUCUGCAGACGACGUUGCCCUGUAUGAUCGCCAGAUCCGUCUCUGGGGCAUGGCUGCCCAAGCCAAGAUCCAAAACGCAAACAUCCUCCUCAUCACCAUCAGAGCCCUGGCCAACGAGAUCGCAAAGAACCUGGUCCUCGCCGGCAUCGGCUCUCUCACCCUCCUCGAUGGCUCGACCGUCGCCGAGGCAGACCUGGGGGCUCAGUUCUUCCUCGCCGAGAGCGGCGACAACGUUGUUGGCCAGAACCGCGCCGAGGCAGCCUGCGCAGGCCUUCGCAAGCUCAAUCCGCGUGUCCAGAUCCACGUAGAUACCGAGGGCGUCACCGCCAAGGGACCCAGCUACUUUGCCGGGUACGAUAUUGUCAUUGCGACGGAUCUGGACCCGGAUACCUUCAACAUCAUCAACACGGCCACGCGCAUCAACGGCAAGGCCUUUUACGCUGCGGGCACCCACGGCAUGUACGGCUUCAUCUUCAGCGACCUCAUCGAGCACGACUACGUCAUCGAGCGAGUGGCUGGAAACGUGGCCACGGAGCCGAUGCAAGAAACGCGGACCCGCUCCGUCGUCCACGUCAAGACGGAAAACGACAACGCCAAGACGGUCGAGUCUGUCACCAAGCGCGAGCUCUACUCGACGUGGUUCCUGGCCAGCGACCUCGCCGUGCUGCCCGGCGAGUACGUCAAGUCCAAGCGCAGACUCAAAAACGUGACGCCCGCCCUGCCCUGCCUCCGCGCCCUGUGGGAGUUUCAGCAGCUCAAGGGCGGUGCGCUGCCCAGCAACCGCGAGGACCUCAAGCUCUUUACGCAGAUUGCCACGCAGAAGCACAAGGCCCUGAGCCUGCCCAGCGAGACGCUCAGGCCCGAGUUCCUGCGCAGCUUCCUGCAGAAUCUGGGCGGCGAGCUUGCGCCCGUGGCGGCCAUCCUCGGCGGCCAGCUGGCGCAGGACGUCAUCAACGUGCUCGGGCAGACGCAGCAGCCCAUCCAGAACAUGGUCGUCUUUGACGGCGAAAGGAUGGAGGCGGCAAUGUUCCCGCUGCACCCGGAGGGCGCCCUGGGCGCGAGUCUGCUGUCGCUGGGGGCCAACGCCAUGGCCUCCAACGGUGGCUCCAUGAUGAUGGGUGGCAUGCCUGGCCUCGACGAGAUGGGCAUGCCCACGGGCGGUCAAGGCUUGGAUGCCGACGCAUCCGGCAUGGCUGUCCAAGGCGCCAGCAACAACGCUCAGCAGUCGACCGCCGCGCCGCCGCAGGACCAACCCUCUUCUGCACCGAGGCCUUCCAUCUCGCGCGGCGGAGACGCGUCUGCUUUGUAA
This is a messenger RNA of Hirsutella rhossiliensis, 1548 nucleotides long. Its product is annotated as thiF family domain-containing protein. Gene Ontology annotation, molecular function: SUMO activating enzyme activity. The record is from RefSeq and is a predicted model, not a curated record. Lineage: Eukaryota; Fungi; Ascomycota; Sordariomycetes; Hypocreales; Ophiocordycipitaceae. Gene Ontology annotation, cellular component: SUMO activating enzyme complex; cytoplasm. The transcript is spliced from 2 exons. Gene Ontology annotation, biological process: protein sumoylation. Bases 1 to 1548 code for a protein of 515 amino acids.